Messenger RNA from Spodoptera frugiperda (fall armyworm), 2500 nucleotides. RefSeq lists its product as uncharacterized. Lineage: Eukaryota; Metazoa; Arthropoda; Insecta; Lepidoptera; Noctuidae. The record is from RefSeq and is a predicted model, not a curated record. The transcript is spliced from 5 exons. The coding region runs from base 151 to 741 and encodes 196 amino acids.
GUUCCAACCGCUUUCCCGUCAGUAAGUGACGUGCCUUUGUUGGCAAAACUCCUUUUUAAACAUAACCAAAGUUAUUUACAUAUUGACCCCCUGACGAACGCUUAAAAAUCAUUUUAAAUAAAAACAUUUAAGAUUAUACACAUCGGAACCAUGCUGAGAUUACAACAGCAGUUGAAAUUGUUGAACCAUGUGUAUGGGGCAGCGUGUGACAACCAGUAUCUGUUGACGACGAUGCCACAAUACGCUAAGAGAAUGACCAUUUCUCGACGGAUGAGCGACGAGACGCAUUGGCAUAUGUUGGACGCGGAGCUGCUUCGAAGUUUAGUUGGGGGGUCAACAUUGAUCUGCAAUGGUGUCAUUCCGACCCCGAUGGAGAGACAGCGGCGGAAAGCUAGAGCUCGCAGAAAGCGGUGUACUGGAUGCGGGCAGAUCAUGGAAAAACACAAUGACACCACAAAAUCUACUAGUCUAUUUGCUAAAUCUGAUGAUGAAGGCCACGUGUGUGAGGAUUGUCGGUCUCCGAUGCACGCCCCUCCUGUUCACCCCGGUAUGCGCAAAAGGAAAGAUAAGCGGAAAGUCCUCCAACCUCCCCCAGUUGGCACUCAACCUAAUCGGAAACCAGAAUCCGGCGAACCCAGUAUUCUGGACUGGCGUGAUCCUCUGACGACGAGGGUCCAGUUAGCAAAUCCUCCAGAGGAAGAGGGUAGCGACUUCCCAGGGCACAAUAUCUCCAUGAUUUAGGAACAGCACUUACUGAAAAUUGUUGAGAACCGCUCGAAAUGAGUUGAACUUGCACGGGAACUUAGUUUAGAUAGAUUUUAUUUUUAUAAUAACUAUUGUGAGACAUACUACAUUAACUAAAAAUCACGGUUUACUCACGUACAUUAAUGGAGAAAAGCUCUACUAGUUUCGAGUCACAGAGGGACUCAAAACAUCUUAUUCGGCACGAUUGGGCCGGCUCGACUAGAGUGAUACCACGGCCUCACAGAAAACCGACGUGAAACAACGCUUGCGUUGUGUUUCGGUGUGUGAGUGAGGUUACCAAAGGCCCAAUUCCCCCCUUCCCAAUCUUCCCAAUCCCCGAUUCCCCAACAACCUUUAAAUUCCUAACCCCUAUAAAAAACAGUAGGCUGCGUGUCGUCGCCACGUCUGCACACGCUGCUCAUGAUGAAGAAUCCCUCUGUGACUCGAAACUAGUAGAGCUUUUCUCCAUUAAUGUGCGUGAGUAAACCAUGAUUGGAAUUGAUGUCUAACAUGAAUUCUAUUUAAUUGGGUACCCAUGCAAGUUCAAUUCAGACCAUCCAAAUGCAAAUUUGUAGCCCAAAACUUGGUGUGAUUUUAAAUUAUGGUAGUAAACAGUUUUGGGGACGGUCAGUGUUAAUUUUUAUUGGGGCCUGAUUGUUAAUUGAACUUGAGCUUACACUUAAUGGUGAUGGGAUAUCUUCUAUAAUAUGAAAAUAAGUCGGAUUUUCCUUCCUGACGCCAUAACUCCAGAAGAACCGAUUUCUACGGUUUUGCAUUCGUUGGAAAGGUCUGAGAUCCGUCAGGUUUAUCAAUCAGAGCGUCGAACGCAUUUAUUUUGAUCUCCUUAAAUUAAUAACAAAUUCGUACUUCUGUAAACUUCUGAACUAUUAUUAGCUUUUAGCUUCAAUUACUCCCCUUCCUAAACUUCCGAAUUCCCUACCAAUCCUUAAAUUUCUAACCCACAAAAAGCCGAAAACGCACUUGUAACGCUUCUGAUGUUUCGGAUGUCUAUGGGCGGCGGCGAUUGCUUACCAUCAGGUGAUCCGUCUGCUCGUUUACCGGCUUAUGCCAUAAAAAAACAUCUUUUUCCCUCUUUAUUAUUCUUAAUGAUUAAAGAUGAUCUCUUGAUGAUAUGUGUGGGGGAAUUGCACAACUUGAUUCCCCCUAGUCCUUUCCAUCACCGAACCACAAGACAAUGGGCGAAGCGCCACCGCUUUAUGGUAGAUGCCACACCCACUCGCACGAAGCGUUUCGCUUCAAGCUUCCUUAUGCGAACUGCUAGGGAGUGGAAUUCUUUGCCGGAGUCUGUUUCCUGUUGAGUAAUAUAACCUAGGUGUCUUCAAGGCCCGAGUGAAUAGGCUGCUCAUGGGCAGACGUGCUCCAUCGUAGGCCGCAUCAUCACUUACCACCAGGCGAGAUAGCGGCCAAACGUCAUCAAAUAUAAAAAAUAUAAGGUUCAAGGUUAUGUUGAACAUCCUACAUGGUCCACAAGGGACUUUGUGAAUGCCUCUAGUAUUGCAGGCGUACUUGGGCUACGGUAUUCGCUUACCAUCAGACUGGGCAUAAGGUUUAUUGCUACCAAUAGUAGUUAGUUGUACAAAAACGGUCUUUUCCUCUUCUUGUCGAAAUAAGGACGUGAAAUAUGGUCUCAACAGAGUUUAUUUGUUAUAAACCGAUGCAAAUAUUCAUUUGUCGGUUAUGAAAUUGUGUACUUUAGUUGGAUCUACGGUCCUAUAUUUAGACUAUUCUUUCUUUU